Messenger RNA from Cladophialophora immunda, 3780 nucleotides. RefSeq lists its product as uncharacterized. NCBI's taxonomy places the organism in Eukaryota, Fungi, Ascomycota, Eurotiomycetes, Chaetothyriales, Herpotrichiellaceae. The transcript is spliced from 2 exons. The record is from RefSeq and is a predicted model, not a curated record. Gene Ontology annotation, biological process: regulation of transcription by RNA polymerase II. The coding region runs from base 236 to 3628 and encodes 1130 amino acids.
CGACACUCAAAAAGCACCCCAGCACACUGUGACUACAGGGCGUCCUCCAGAACAUCAUACAUUGCCUUAGCCUGACCGUACCACGAGUCUUAUCACCUGCGCUCCAAUUUGCGCCACCCUAAUCAGACUGAAUGGCAUCCCACGUACAGGAAAACGAUCCGAAGCCCACCUGCGCCUCCUAGUUGAGGGUUGAUUACAACCGGUCGCGUCGACUGCCGGCCACCGUGCUGGCAGGAUGGGCCCUCUGAGAUCUGUGCAGGCAAGAACACGCCCGCGCAGAGAGGUGAAAAAGCUAUCAAAAGACUUCAACAACUCGGACGAGGAAGAUCUCGCAGAUUUUCAGGGCGCAGAGCCUCCCUCGAAACGCAUCCGCACGUCGCGCCGGGCUCAACCUUCACUCAAGUGGACACCGGGUGGCAGAGGAGGCGGUGGCAGACAUGUCGAUCACGAGAGUACCCCUUCGACCACAAGGACACCUAAUGCGGACGAAGAGUACGCGCUUCCCCGUACACGCACGAGACAAAGCCGCAACCCCAAGAAGACGAUGAUAUCCACCCCGCGAUACUCCGCCAGAAGCAGAAACAGAGGCGGCGCACGGCCCCGAUAUAGUACAGCAGCCGCGGCCUCUGCCGCGGUGACACAUGGAGACGGAUACAAGCCUCGAGAAGAGCGUGGCUGGGAAGAGUUCCAUCCUGAUCUCGACCUUGAUGCGGACUUUGCCGUGUUACCUUCAGAAGAAGUAGACGGACUCAUCAAAAAGCCCACAGCAGAUGCAUCUAGCCAAGGCGCCUUGACCCCGACGGAGGGCGAAAGCCCCGCUCUUGGGGUUUCCACGCCUUUGAAGAGACGACCUGGAAGGCCACAUCGCACCCAGAAUUCGAUGGUCAACGCUCUUCUGACACCCGAAGUUCCCAAGUUCGUGCCCAUGCCAGGACCAAACCCACGAGAACGUCUCACUUUACCCAAACCCUCCUACCGAGAACUCGAUCCUUUCUUGUCCUACGAACUAAACAAGGACAUUGCGCAGGUCGACUUUGUGGACAAGGCGAUGGCAAAUGUUGGGUACCAAGAGAGUGAAAUCUUCCUCCGGCCGGAACGGACGCUGAUUAGACAGAUGGAGGGCUCUGCAGAAGAAGACCUCGAUCUCAGUCCAGACCUCAUGACACACGGAGAGAAUUCUGCUAUUGGUAGUACCGGCGUUGGGCGAGUCGAGUAUGACAUGGACGAACAGGAUGUUAAGUGGCUUGAGGCUUUCAAUAAAGGGAGGACCAAAGAUGGUGUCCAGAACAUCAAGCCCGCAAUAUUUGAGAUUACAAUGACCAAAAUCGAAAAGGAAUGGCAUGCAUUAGAAAAGAGAAUACCGAAGCCCAACCCCAAGGCGCCUCAGACGCAACGGCCACGAUCGAGCUCCGCCGCAGCCGUCAAUGGUGAGCCUGCUGGAGAAGAGCCUGACAGCAAAUGCGCAAUCUGCGACGACGGUGACUGCGAGAAUGCCAAUGCGAUAGUGUUCUGCGAUGGCUGUGAUCUUGCGGUACAUCAGGAGUGCUAUGGUGUACCAUAUAUUCCCGAAGGACAGUGGUUGUGCAGGAAAUGCCAGCUUGUGGGAAACUCUCGACCGAGCUGCAUAUUCUGCCCCAAUGAGGGCGGCGCCUUUAAGCAAACCAACAACUCAAAAUGGGCGCAUCUCUUCUGUGCCAUCUGGAUUCCAGAAGUCACAAUCGGCAACCCAUCCUUGAUGGAGCCUAUUACAGACGUUGAAAAAGUGCCCACAAGUCGUUGGAGACUCGUCUGCUACAUCUGCAAACAGGAGAUGGGGGCGAGCAUUCAAUGCAGCGACGGCCGUUGCUACGAGCCUUUUCAUCUAACUUGUGCGCGCCAAGCUGGCCUCUUUUUGCAAAUGAAGACCGGAGGCGGCCAGAAUACCCUGAUGGAACCGUCGCAGCUCAAAGCCUAUUGCCACAAACACACCCCUGGUGACUGGAAGCGUCAGCACCACACUGACAAAGCCUAUGAAGAAGCGGUCAAGUACUUCAAGGAACACUUCCGUGGGCAGAUCUGGGCAGACAGCCGUGCAUCUGCCUUGGCGAUCCACGAUAUCCAAGAUACGCCUACGACAGACAAGGGUCAUCUGAAGGUGACUCUGACUAACAAGAAGGGACAAAAGCAAAAGACGGUCUGGCGACUUCCCUCAGGUGCUCCUGUAAUCCCCGAGGUUAUUCUCAAGUCCAUCGAGGAGUCCCUGGUAAGAUUUAAUGUGCAGAAGAAAAAGGAAUAUGUCUCUGAGAUCUGCAAAUACUGGACCCUUAAACGCGAAGCUCGUAGAGGGGCUGCUCUUCUGAAGCGACUGCAGCUACAGAUGGACACAUUCAGCUCCUUCGAGGUCACACGUCGCGAUUACAAGGCCCAAGGCGCGGGGGGCCGUGCCCGGCUGGAGCGUCGCAUAGACUUCGCUGAGAGGUUGGCAAAGGACAUGGAUAUGAUUGUGCAGCUAUGCAACUUGAUCAAAGAACGCGAAGCGGCGAAACUUCAAGAGGCUCGCCUGUUGAAGGAAGUCGUCGACAUCGUCUACUUCCCCGUUCCACAUCUUCUAGAGCCCAUCAUCGAGAAAGCGCUCAAACUUGACAGAGGACUGUUCCGUACCGCCUUACUCGAAUUGCAGGCCAAAGUCCUCAGAAAAGAGCACACCUCAAUCGCGAGCUUUUCCAAUGAUGUGGUACAGGUGAUCAACUCGCAAUUCGGCAACAGUGCAGGAAGCAUCUCGGAAUUAAUUUCCUUGGUCAGCGGUCGAGCCGAAGACAUGAAACCCGAAGAUCGGGAUCGCCGAACACUUGCCCGACGGAUCGUCAAGGGCAUUGAACCACUUAUCGAGGAUGCCACCCGAAAAGAAGCUGAAUUGCACGGUCGGCCCUACGCUGAGCAGAUCAGAGAGAUGGAUGAAGCCCUCCUCUCUCGACGUGGCUCGUUGGCACAGUCCGCGGAAAUUCCGGUCAUGGAUUCUGUCGAAUUGAAACACGAGGUUGGAAUCGCCAGUCCAGCCGAGGCCGAUGUUGAAAUGACUGACGCUACAACGACUGUGCAAGAAUCGACUCGGAACGAGGAAACCAUCGAGGACUCGGAAACGCCUGCUGGACAAGAUGAUUUGCUCAAGCACCACGGUCUGGAGAUGGCGUCUCACCUUGUCUCUGCCAGUACACCGCCAGCUUCCACGAAUGGAUUUAGGCAUGAAUCCCAUGCAAAUGGAAUUGUGCCGGUAGAACAAAUACAACAAGUGGAGCCACCGACACCACCAAUGAGUUUGGAAGGUCAUUCUCAGAGUCUCCAGUCUGAAGGUGGCAUUCCUUGGUAUGUUACUCAAUUUGAUCCAGAAGGCACGACCAUCUUCGAAGAACGCUGGACGGGACCAGAAGUGUUACGUGAAAUGAGUGAAGAGCUGAGUGAGAUGGAUGAAGACGAGCUCCAAGGACUGGGUGCAGGCGAUGAUAUCGUCGGACACACUGAUGGUGCCGCCAUCGGUCACGAGACCACAGACUCAAAGACCGAGGACGUUACAGCCAAGAAAAGGAUCCUGAGGAGCAAACGGAGUAGGGGCCCUGUUUGGGGUACGAGGUCUUUCCGGACCAGAAGAUGAGAGAACAGGGGAUGGAUCAUUGUUGGAUGCACGCGUCGGCUUCGAUUACACCAACCCUCUUUCUUGGGCCACAUUCUCAGUGUGACUGCUUAGCUGUAGUAUUCAAUAGCAAAUUAGCUUUAUUAACAGUCUGAACGCGGUUCAUCACAGGA